This is a messenger RNA of Fusarium odoratissimum NRRL 54006, 288 nucleotides long. RefSeq lists its product as uncharacterized. The transcript has a single exon. The coding region runs from base 1 to 288 and encodes 95 amino acids. Lineage: Eukaryota; Fungi; Ascomycota; Sordariomycetes; Hypocreales; Nectriaceae. The record is from RefSeq and is a predicted model, not a curated record.
AUGUACAUGCAGACCCUUACCUUGGACAAACAAUGCCUUGGACAGCAGCAGCAGCAGCAGCAGCAGCAGUUGGUUGAUGCCUUGAGAGGGUCACAGCCAAACUGCCUGCCUCUUCUGGAAUGUCGUGCACCCGACGGAUUGGAUUCGCUCCUCACGGUGAGAGGAUCAGUUAUCAGGAGGAACCAAGCCAGAAUGGGUUCAUCAGAAGGUCGUAUCGAACCGUCGAUGCGCGAUGCUUUCGCUAUCCGCUCCCUUGGCCGGGUGCAGGGACCAGGCCACGACGACUAA